AGCCGGUUGACAGGAUUCCGUCUAGGGAGCGGUGGGCCCUGCGUGAGCUGAGUGGUGCUGCGUGCUUGAGCCGGGUGCGUCCUUUACCCUAACGUGAAACAAAGGCCCAGCGAGUCCGGCUGAGAGCGCCUGCGCCAUGGGAGUGCAGGGGCUGUGGAAGCUGCUGGAGUGCUCUGGCCACCGGGUCAGCCCGGAGGCCCUGGAGGGCAAGGUGCUGGCCGUGGAUAUUAGCAUUUGGCUAAACCAAGCACUUAAAGGAGUCCGAGAUAGCCAUGGGAAUGUGAUAGAAAAUGCUCAUCUUCUCACAUUAUUCCACCGGCUCUGCAAACUCUUGUUUUUUCGUAUCCGCCCUAUUUUUGUAUUUGAUGGUGAUGCUCCACUGUUAAAGAAACAGACCUUGGCAAAGAGAAGGCAGAAGAAGGAUUCUGCAUUCAUUGACUCGAGAAAAACCACAGAGAAGCUUCUGAAAACCUUUCUAAAGAGACAGGCUCUGAGAACUGCCUUCAGAAGCACAAGAAAUGAAGUGCUACCCAGUCUUACUCAGGUUCAAAGAGAGGAUGACAUCUAUGUUUUGCCACCUUUACAAGAGGAAGAAAAACAUAGUUCAGAAGAGGAAGAUGAAAAGCAAUGGCAAGCAAGAAUGGACCAAAAGCAAGCUUUGCAGGAAGAAUUCUUUCAUAAUCCCCAUGCCAUAGAUAUUGAGUCUGAGGACUUCAGCAGCCUGCCUCCUGAAGUAAAGCAUGAGAUCUUGACUGACAUGAAAGAGUUUACCAAGCGAAGACGAACAUUGUUUGAAACAAUCCCAGAGGAGUCUAAUGACUUUUCACAGUAUCAGCUGAAAGGCUUGCUUAAGAAAAAUUACUUAAACCAGCACAUAGAAAAUGUCCAAAAGGAAAUGAACCAGCAACAUUCAGGACAAAUCCAGAGGCAAUAUGAAGAUGAGGGAGGCUUUCUGAAGGAAGUGGAGUCGAGGAGAGUGGUCUCUGAAGACACUUCACACUACAUCUUGAUAAAAGGUAUUCAAGGUAAGAAAGUCAUGGAUGUGGAUUCAGAAUCUCCUCCUUCUUACAGCAAAGUACACAGUAUGUCUUUCAACCUGAAGUCAUCGCCUCAUGAGAAAGUGAAGCCAAAAAAUGAGCCAGAGGCCACACCUCCUUCUCCAAGAACUUUACUGGCUAUUCAGGCAGCCAUGCUGGGAAGUAGCUCAGAAGAGGAGCUGGAGAGUGGAGAGGGAAGGCAGUCUAAGGAGAGGACCUCAUGGGCCACUGCAGAUGCAGGCACCAUGUCACCACAGACCAGUGCAGCUAUUCAGAAAGCUCUGGAUGAUGAUAAAGAUGAGAAAGUGUGUGCCACCAGUGGUAAUCUAGCAAUGAAAGUGCUUCUUGGAAAAGGUUUGGACCGGGAGCAUGUUGAUGAAAUGGAAGAAAGAGGUGGAGGCAUGCCAUUUGACACAGCACCUCUUUUACCCAGUGUGACUGAAGUAGAGGAGUGUGUAACUGGUGCCAGCACUGAAAAAGAACAGACAGCCUCAGCUCAUGCAUUUAGUAUUGCUUGUUGUCAAUAUGAUACUCCAAAAGAAGCAAUGUCUCUUGUUCAUGUGGUGGAUGAAGCAUCUCAGAUAAGUAGUGGAGGUGAGGGCGAGGGUAGGCCAACUGCCCUUCCAUGCACUUAUGCCGCUGGGGUCCUCAGUGAAGUGGAACUGAUCCUGGCACGUCCGAUAAGAACACAUUCUGAUCAGAGGGUAGAAAUACACCCUGAAGAGCCUAAGUUACAAAGUAGACUCUACCCACCCGAGAGCAAGAGUAAUUCCUCUCGUCUUUCAAGUGAAGAUGAAACAGAAGGUGGACAAAAUCCUGCUUCCAAAGCAUGUAGUACAGUUCAUGUCCCUUCAGAGGCAAUGGGUAACUUAGAAAAUGUGUUGUCUUCUAAUGCUGAAAAACAUGGAGAUUUCCAAAAAACCAUCCAGCUAUGGGAGAUGCCUGAGGCUGCUGCCACGGAGCUGAUUUCAGCCCCAAAGCUCACAGGAUCAAUGGAAUCGGAGUCUGAAGAAAGCGAGUCUGAUGGAAGUUUCAUUGAAGUGCAGAGUGUGGUCAGCAGUGGUGAACUUCAGACAGAGUCAUCAGAGGCUUCUAAACAUCUCUCUGAAAAAGAUGCAGAGGAACCAAGAGAAACUCUGGAGGAAGGAACCCCCCAGGACACAGAGUGCCUCCUACAGGACAGCUCUGACAUUGAGGCAAUGGAAGGACACAGAGAAGCUGUCAGCGAUGCUGAUGACUCACCCAACGAAUGGCAAAAUGUUAAUUUGGAGGAACUGGAUGCCCUGGAGAGUAACCUCUUAGCAGAACAGAAUUCACUGAAAGCUCAAAAACAGCAGCAAGAUCGGAUUGCUGCCUCUGUAACAGGCCAGAUGUUUCUAGAAAGCCAGGAGCUCCUGCGCCUGUUUGGCAUUCCCUACAUCCAGGCUCCCAUGGAGGCGGAAGCACAGUGUGCCAUUCUGGACCUCACUGAUCAGACUUCUGGAACCAUUACUGAUGAUAGUGAUAUCUGGCUGUUUGGGGCCCGGCAUGUCUAUAAGAACUUUUUUAACAAAAACAAGUUUAUAGAAUACUAUCAAUAUGUGGACUUUUAUAGCCAAUUAGGAUUGGACCGGAACAAAUUAAUCAACUUGGCUUAUCUACUGGGCAGUGAUUAUACGGAAGGGAUUCCAACUGUUGGCUGUGUAACAGCCAUGGAGAUUCUCAAUGAAUUCCCUGGACAAGGCCUGGACCCACUUUUAAAAUUCUCAGAGUGGUGGCACGAAGCUCAAAAUAACAGGAAGGCCGCAGAAAAUCCCUAUGACACCAAAGUGAAAAAAAAAUUACGGAAGUUGCAGCUGACACCUGGUUUUCCCAACCCCGCAGUUGCAGACGCUUACCUCAGGCCUGUGGUGGAUGACUCCAGGGGAUCGUUCUUGUGGGGCAAGCCUGAUGUUGACAAGAUUAGAGAAUUUUGUCAGAGGUAUUUUGGCUGGAACAGGAUGAAGACAGAUGAAUCCCUGUAUCCAGUACUAAAGAACCUGACUGUCCAGCAGACCCAGCUACGAAUUGAUUCCUUUUUUAGAUUAGCUCAGCAGGAAAAACAAGAUGCCAAACACAUAAAGAGCCAUAGACUGAGCAGAGCAGUGACAUGUAUGCUAAGGAAAAGAAAGGAAGAGGAAGUUCAUGAGCUUAAGAAAGCAACUGAGAACCUGGAUGAGGCAAAAGGAAAAACCCAGAAAAGAAGCCUACCAUAUACAAGAGAGACUUCAGUCCCCCAAAGAAGGAGGCCUUCAGGAAAUGGUGGGUUUCUAGGGGACCCUUACCUCUCAGAAUCACCCCAGGAGUCUUCAUGUGAGGAAGCAGAAAGUUCGUCUGUGAUGUGUGCACAACAGAGAAGAGCAGCUGAGUCAUCAAAAGUCAGCUGCUCAGAUUUGCCUGACUUAGUUAGAGGUCCUCCUCAGGGGAGGGAAAGCUGUUUGUCCACUAGUAGCUCCAGUGAGGAUGGUGAGGACAAAGCCAAGACUGUUCUAGUGACUGCUAGACCUGUAUUUGGGAAGAAAAAAAGGAAACCAAAGAGUAUGAGGAAAAGGAAAAAGAAAACCUAAUUAAAAAAGAAAAAAACUGGCUGGGCGGU
This is a messenger RNA of Grammomys surdaster, 3651 nucleotides long. RefSeq names its product ERCC excision repair 5, endonuclease (gene Ercc5). Gene Ontology annotation, biological process: nucleotide-excision repair. Gene Ontology annotation, molecular function: DNA endonuclease activity; single-stranded DNA binding. Gene Ontology annotation, cellular component: nucleus. Lineage: Eukaryota; Metazoa; Chordata; Mammalia; Rodentia; Muridae. The record is from RefSeq and is a predicted model, not a curated record.